AUGAGUGAGUGGCAAUUCACACGAAGGAAAAGAAAGUGGGGACGAACGCUUCGAACAGUUGUUGUCGUCUCCAAUAUACUCUUCUGGUUCGUUGGAUGUGGCAUUUUAUCACUCGGAGUAUGGAUGAGAUUUAUUCAAGGUCCAGUCAAGGAUUACUUUCUCGAAUACCAAGACUUGCGCGUGGCCUUGGCGUUGAUCCUGGCUUCUGGGAUUUUAUUUCUCGUCCUGUCACUCGUAGGCACCUGCGGUGCGAAUAUGAAAAAUGAAGUACUCCUCAGUCUUUACACGAUAACAAUGGCGAUUCUAUGCACAUGCGAAAUAAUCUCGAUCUUCGUCUUUAUUGCACAGAAAAAGGACGACUUGCUGCAGUCCUUUGGCAACUGGUACAACACAGAGGUCUUUAUGCGGCUAGACCAGACGAAAGCACCGACAGUUUGGCAAAAGAACAGGAAGAUUGUUGAGCACGUUCAAGAAGCUCUCCACUGCUGCGGUCUCCAGUCCGACUCCGAUUUUCAGGAAUAUCACGUCGUGUCCGCCAAAGACGCCGAGCAGCUUAGAGCCACUUGCAUUCUCAAAAAUGGGAACCGCGACGGGGAGAUUCAGCGGCCGGAGUUUUACAAAGAUGGCUGUUUCAAUGCACUCAUCUCAGAAGGAGAAAAGUUCAUUACAUAUCUGUGGAUUAUAUCUCCAAUCGUCAUAUUUAACCAGUUGGUCGCCCUUGUCAGCACGAUCCUCUUUGUCAUUUACUUGAUAAAAGGUGGCAAAUACGACGACGAUGACGAGGAUUGCUCCGCUCUUGUAGAUCAGCUGGAUACGAUGUCGAUUAAGUCUUUCCAAGACUACUCCCGCAAAUUUCAAGAGGGAGAACAGCUGCCAAAGCCAAAAGUCUUCCGGAUAGUGAAAAAUCUCGUAUUCCUACUUCAAGCAAUCGACCCCGAUUCGAAUGCAGAAUACGCCGGCCUGACCGUGAAUGCGCGGAUUAUCGAGAUUAAUGGUCUUGUUGCGCAGGGCUCAACAAUCGAGGAAGUCAAAUUCAAAAUCGACGCUGCAUUAACCGAAAUUAAAAUCCUGGUGGUUGAAGAAAAAGCAGACGCGAUUUAUAGGGAGUGCAAAGUUGCGGUCAAUUUGAGAAACGUUGAAGGAGUCACUGGCGACGAGAACGACUAUAAGCCGAGAUUGGUAAAACUGGAACGGUCUGACUUGAGCGAGGGCUACGGAUUCAAUCUGCUGUACUUGGACGACAGAAAAGGCGAGUACAUCGAAGAAGUUCAGCCAAGGGGACUUGCCGAUCGUGCCGGGCUAAAAGUUGGUGAUCGAAUCAUUGAAGUGAAUGGAACUAACAUCGAGACCUUCAAAUCGAGAGAAGUGGUCAGCCGCAUACGCAUGGCCGAGUUCUCCGUGACAAUGCUUUUGGUUGACCCAAAAACAGACGGCUACUUUCGCAAGAAAGCGGUUACAAUCACGUCUUCCCUCGCUGAAGAAUUCUUCGACGAAAGAGUCGGCAAAGUGCGAAAAGGCAAAGCGAAGAAGGAUAAGACACAUAUCAAACCUCGUUAUUGCCGAUUGGUGAAAGCGCACAAAGAGGAUUAUGGCCUUUAUGUUGUCAUAGAUAAUAAUCGUAUUGGACAAGUCGUCCGAUGGGUCGACUGUGGUGGCCCAGCUGACCGAGCAGGAUUAAGAAUAGGAGACAGAAUAAUUGAAGUAAAUGGUAUUAACUGCGAGUACGAGACACAUCAGCGACUUGUUGCCACCAUAAAGGCUGGCAAAAAUAUUUGUCACUUUAUCGUCGUCGAUGAAGAUUAUGACAGGCAGUACAAGCGCGGCAAGCCUAGGCUCUGCAGAAUUUUUAAAGAAGAUGGCGCUUUUGGCUUCUGCGUAUGUUACGAUGACGAAAAAGACGGCCAUUAUGUUGAAGAAGUAGAUCCAGGAGGACCUGCAGAGCGCGCAGGACUAAAGACAGGCGAUCGCGUUAUCCAAAUUAAUGGGAUGAACAUUGAAGCAGAUGACCAUGAAGACUGUAUUCAACGCUUGCGUAUGUGCGAAGUCGAAGUACUGCUUCUUGUGACUGACGCGAAGGCGGAUACACAUUACAAGAACAUCGUUGACUUCAAAAUCAAAGGGAUGGAACAGAUCGACUGGGAUGCGAUCUCGAUUCCGGCUGAGCCAUAUUUCAUGCCUUUGGAUUCUGACGCAGAAACAGAGCUGCAAGAAGACGACACAAUAACGUUGGGAAUGUCAGACUCGAUCUCACUCUCUGAAACAAAAUCAUUCACAACAUUUACAUCGGAAGGAACUCUUCGCGGAGAUCUUCAACGCUCGACACACGCUCUCGGCGUACCUCGUAAUUGUACUUUGUUGAAGACCGACCACGAACAACAUGGAUUCUUCCUUGCUAUUGAUCGAGACAGAAAUGGACAGGUCAUCCGGAGAGUAGAGAAAGGUGGCCCCGCUGACUCGGCUGGUCUUAGGGAUGGAGAUAGAAUCAUUGAAGUGAAUGGUAUCAACUGCGAGCGAUACUCCCACGAGCAGGUCGUCGACUUGAUAAAGAAAGCAGGAAACGAAAUAAGGUUCCUUGUGAUUGAUGAAAGAUCUGACGACGUCAAAGCGAAAAAUAAGCCAUAUCUUUUCCGCAUUGUCCAGGGAAAAUCUGGAUAUGGUUUCUAUAUCUGGCACGACGAUGACGGACAUUAUGUGGAAGAUAUCACAAUAGGCUCACCAGCCGAUAGAGCUGGUCUUCGAGCGGGUGAUAGAAUUAUCGAAAUUAACAACGUCAACAUUGAAAAAGAAUCCACCGAAGAUGUUUUUACCGAAUCAAGGCUUGUCACAAUGUGGUUAAUUUGUUAG
Messenger RNA from Oikopleura dioica, 2844 nucleotides. NCBI's taxonomy places the organism in Eukaryota, Metazoa, Chordata, Appendicularia, Copelata, Oikopleuridae. The record is from the annotation of a GenBank genome assembly.